GCCGGCCUUGGAAAAGGAGGAGGAGAAAGGAGGUAAGGGGGGCAGUGGGAGCCACGGCCCACAGUGCCAAGGACCGCGCAGGGCCAACCGGACCUCCGGCGGGGCGGCUGGGAAAGGUUCUGGCAUAGCUCAGCAGAAGAACUGCCCUUUUCCAGACCCCCAAGACCUGCCCACUGCUGCUGCACGAGGGCCAAGGGAAUGCCGACUGCUCUCUGGGUGGGCACUGGUGCUCCAGAGCCAGCCGGGAAGAUUGGCGCGCCCAGCCCCAGCCCAGCCCAGGGCUGUCAGAAGCUGCAAGCUGAUAUCUGUCCAGAUUUCCAAGCAGCCUCCACCCCCUCAGAGAUCUGCUUUCCUGCUUGUGGUGGCAGCUCAUGAAGCACCUUGUUGGAAUACCUGUCAGCGCCUAACAAGAAACCUACAGCCUGAGACACCAGACACGUUCCCCCAGGACACCUGGCCCUCCCAAGGGCCAAGGCAUGGACCCCUGACGCCUUUGCUUAGAACAGUUUUUGUGCCUCUGUCCUGGACUUCUGAGCCCAGAGCCCAGCCCAGGGACCAGGAUGGGUCGUGAACAGGACCUGAUUCUUGCCGUCAAAAACGGAGAUGUGACUGGUGUGCAGAAACUGGUGGCUAAAGUCAAGGCUGCAAAGACAAAGCUCCUGGGCUCCACGAAGAGGCUCAAUGUCAACUACCAGGAUGCCGACGGAUUCUCUGCUCUUCACCAUGCCGCCUUGGGGGGCAGCCUGGAGCUCAUAGCCUUGCUGCUGGAGGCUCAGGCCACCGUGGACAUCAAGGACAGCAAUGGCAUGCGUCCACUGCACUACGCAGCCUGGCAGGGUCGGCUGGAGCCCGUGAGGCUGCUGCUGCGGGCCUCUGCGGCCGUCAACGUCGCCUCUCUGGAUGGGCAGAUCCCGCUGCACCUGGCUGCCCAGUAUGGCCACUACGAAGUGUCAGAAAUGCUCCUCCAGCAUCAGUCCAAUCCCUGCCUGGUCAACAAAGCCAAGAAGACGCCCCUGGACCUGGCCUGUGAGUUUGGGCGGCUCAAGGUGGCCCAGCUACUGCUGAACAGCCAUUUAUGUGUGGCCCUGCUGGAGGGUGAGGCCAAGGACCCGUGUGACCCCAACUACACCACGCCCUUGCACUUGGCUGCCAAGAAUGGUCACAGAGAGGUCAUCAGGCAGCUCCUGAGAGCUGGAAUUGAGAUCAACCGGCAGACCAAGACGGGCACGGCGCUGCACGAGGCUGCGCUGUACGGCAAGACCGAGGUGGUGCGGCUGCUCCUAGAGGGCGGGGUGGAUGUGAACAUUCGGAACACGUACAACCAGACUGCACUGGACAUUGUGAAUCAGUUCACCACCUCCCAGGCCAGCCGGGAAAUCAAGCAGCUGCUGCGGGAGGCCUCAGGGAUCCUGAAGGUUCGCGCACUCAAGGAUUUCUGGAACCUUCACGAUCCCACUGCCCUCAAUGUCCGGGCAGGGGACGUCAUUACGGUGCUGGAGCAGCAUCCCGAUGGCCGCUGGAAGGGGCACAUCCACGAGAGCCAGAGGGGCACAGACCGUGUGGGCUACUUUCCUCCUGGCAUCGUCGAAGUGGUCAGCAAGCGAGUGGGCACCCUUACAUCCCGCCUCCCCUCCGUGCCCACCGCGCUGCGUCCAAACUUCUCCCGGACUCCACAACCCCCUGCUGAUGACCCCCUGCACCCCAUCACCUAUGGCCAGCUCCCACGAGUGGGCCUGAGCCCAGACAGCCCAGCAGGUGACAGGAAUAGCGUGGGCAGCGAGGGCAGUGUGGGCAGCAUCCGCAGUGCUGGCAGCGGGCAGAGUUCCGAGGGCACCAAUGGCCAUAGUACUGGACUCCUUAUUGAGAAUGCCCAGCCACUUAUGUCUGCCGGAGAGGACCAGGUGCUACCAGGACUGCACCCCCCAUCCCUGGCAGACAACCUGAGCCACCGCCCUGUGGCCAACUGUCGCUCUGGGGAGCAGCUCUUCACCCAGGACGUGAGGCCAGAGCAGCUGCUGGAGGGGAAGGAUGCGCAGGCCAUCUAUAACUGGCUGAGUGAGUUCCAGCUGGAGGGCUACACCGCCCACUUUCUGCAAGCUGGCUACGACGUGCCCACCAUCAGCCGCAUGACACCCGAGGACCUGACGGCCAUCGGGGUGACCAAGCCUGGGCACAGGAAGAAGAUUGCCUCGGAGAUUGCCCAGCUCAGCAUCGCCGAGUGGCUGCCCAGCUACAUCCCGGCAGACCUGCUGGAGUGGCUGUGCGCGCUGGGGCUGCCGCAGUACCACAAGCAGCUGGUGAGCAGCGGCUAUGACUCCAUGGGGCUGGUGGCCGACCUCACCUGGGAGGAGCUGCAGGAGAUCGGUGUUAAUAAGCUUGGACAUCAGAAGAAGCUCAUGCUGGGUGUGAAGCGUCUAGCUGAGCUCCGGCGGGGCCUGCUGCAGGGGGAGGCCCCAGGCGAGGGCAACCGCCCACUGGCCAGGGGCCCGGAGCUGAUGGCCAUUGAAGGGCUGGAGAAUGGGGACGGACAUGCUGUGGCUGGCCCACGCCUUCUCACCUUUCAGGGCAGCGAGCUGAGCCCAGAGCUACAGGCAGCCAUGGCAGGGGGCGGCCCUGAGCCGCUCCCCCUGCCCCCUGCCCGUUCCCCCAGCCAGGAGAGCAUUGGGGCACGCUCACGAGGGUCUGGUCACUCACAGGAACAGCCUACCCCCCAGCCCAGUGGUGGAGAUGCCAGCACCCCACAGGAAAGGAACCUUCCAGAAGGCACAGAGCGGCCUCCUAAGCUUUGUUCUCCACUUCCUGGCCAAGGCCCUCCCCCUUAUGUGUUUAUGUACCCCCAGGGCUCACCCUCCAGCCCAGCCCCAGGGCCAACCCCAGGUGCACCCCGGGCCUUCUCAUAUUUGGCUGGCCCGCCUGCCACUCCUCCAGACCCGCCUCGGCCCAAGCGCCGGUCCCACAGCCUGAGCCGCCCUGGCCCAACUGAGGGGGAAAUAGAGGGCGAGGCCGAAGGGCCAGUGGGCAGUGCCUUGGGCAGUUAUGCCACCCUCACUCGGCGACCAGGACGCAGUGCCCUAGCCCGGGCCAGCCCCAGCCAGACCCCAGCUCGAGGGGCUCCCCGCAGCCAGUCCUUUGCCCUUCGGGCCAGACGCAAAGGCCCUCCACCACCUCCCCCAAAGCGCCUCAGCUCCGUCUCGGGCCCCACCCCAGACCCACCUCCACUGGAUGGAGGCCCGGGGCCCAAAGAGGGGGCCACAGGGCCCCGAAGGCGAACACUGAGUGAACCAGCUGGGCCGUCGGAGCCCCCUGGCCCACCUACCCCAGCCGGCCCCGCAUCAGACACAGAGGAAGAAGAGGACCCAGGACCUGAGGGGACAGCCCCGUCUCGGGGAAGCUCAGGGGAAGGGCUCCCGUUCGCGGAGGAGGGCAACCUGACUAUCAAACAGCGGCCAAAGCCCGCUGGCCCUGCACCCCGGGAGACGCCCGUGCCCGCCGGCCUCGAGUUCAACCUCACCGAGUCAGACACUGUAAAGCGGAGGCCCAGAUGCCGCGAGAGAGAGCCGCUGCAGACGGCACUUAUGGCCUUCGGAGUGGCCAAUGCCAUGCCCAGCCCUUCUGUCCCUGUGCCCUCCCAGACCCCCAGUGAGUCUCCCGUGGCUUCUCCCAGCCCCCCUCAGCCUGACCCUAACAGCCUUUCAACGCAAGGAGCUCCAGCCCCUCUUUUUCCCAGCCCCCCAACCCAACCUCCCAUGGCCCCCUGCCCUGGGCCAGCUCUGGAAAACUCGGCAGUCAAUCGGCAGCACAGGGAGCCAGAGCCCCCAGCUCCCCCUGCUGCCCUCAUCAAGAUGCCUGGAGCAGGAAUGGCUCCCAAGCCUGUGUCCGUGGCCUGCACCCAGCUGGCAUUUUCUGGUCCUAAGUUGGCUCCCCGACUUGGCCCCCGCCCUGUACCGCCUCCAAGGCCGGAGAGCACAGGGGCUGCAGGCUCGGGCCGGGCCCAGCAGAGACUGGAGCAGACCAGCUCGUCCCUGGCAGCUGCACUGCGGGCGGCGGAGAGGAGCAUUGGUGCCGAGGAGCGAGAGGGCCCCCCCAGCACCUCCACCAAGCACAUUCUGGAUGACAUCAGCACCAUGUUUGAUGCCCUGGCGGACCAGCUAGAUGCCAUGCUGGACUGAGCCGGACCUUCCACAGCCUUCGGCAGCGCCCCUGGGUCCUUCAGCAUCCACUGCCUUUGCCCCAAUGCAAAAGGAGCUCCUGCCAGCCUAUCAGGGCCCCUCCUGCUGCUCUAAGCCAGUGGCUGUCAGCACUGAGGUUCCAGGGAGGCUGUGGAGAUUGCCCGCUCCUGCAGCGGGUCCAAGGGGACUCAUCAGAACCUGACAUCUCAGCGAAAACCCCUCCAGUGUGUAACCUGAGCAGGGAGCCCUACCCCUCGGACAAGGGCCCUGGUAAGAGCUCCCUCCCCAGGGAGAGAGGCGGGGCCGAGUUUCUAGGGUGCCGUCUCUGCCUCCCCGAAGUGUCUCAAGCGCCUGUGCCAAGGUCCCCUCGCCACCUGCUGUGCUGUUUUGGGGCUGAGGCUGGAGGUGGCCAUGUGUCUGGCAGGGUCCCCACAGCUGCACAUAGGACAUGUAAAUAAGCCACCGGGGCCUGCCCGGCGGUGGUGGCAGUGCCCAGGCCAGACGCUGGUCCCUCCCCUGCCUGCCCUCAGUGAGGCAGGGCUGGUGGGGGUGGGGACAGUGGGAUUAACAGACCCCCAAAGUCCAAGCUUUUUCAACUGUAAAUAUUUUUUAAGCAGAGAGAAAUGCAUAUAUUUUAAAUGGAAUUUAUUCUAUCUAUAACUGCCUGAGAAGAUGCAGUGGGGGAGGGGCUUCGGACCACAGGAAGAGUGCCCGCCGCCCACCUCAGGGCCAGAGGCCUGGCUUGGUUGGCCAGACCCGGGUUCUGUCACCAUUAACCUCUUGCCCCAACUAACACCAAUGAAGUGUCAUUCCACGUGA
Artibeus jamaicensis (Jamaican fruit-eating bat) is the source of this 4988-nucleotide messenger RNA. RefSeq names its product CASK interacting protein 2 (gene CASKIN2). NCBI's taxonomy places the organism in Eukaryota, Metazoa, Chordata, Mammalia, Chiroptera, Phyllostomidae. The transcript has 20 exons. Gene Ontology annotation, molecular function: protein binding. The record is from RefSeq and is a predicted model, not a curated record. Bases 561 to 4169 code for a protein of 1202 amino acids.